GAAAGGCGCUAUAUAAGUAUACGCCAUUUACCAUUUACCUGCAAUAUAGCAUAAAGGUAUGCUUGUGGUUUACAUCAAAGCAUUCAGUUUAGAAUAACACAGAAACUGGCAAGUUUGCAUAUUCACUGCAACACGAGUUGUGAGCCAAACGAAUUAUUAAUCCUUAAAGAGAGACAAAGACCCAAGAAAGUCUCAAAAGCUGAGGGAUGUGUUGUUGCAUCCUGGAAGUACUCCCAGCUGGGUUUACAGCAAUGUUACAAAAGAUUAGAUUCAAGGUUAUUACCACGAAAAAAGACAAAAAUCUCAAAUAAAGUAAUAAAAAAAUGUGAUUAUAUUUCAAUGGGUGUAAGUUACUGAGAGGAUUCUGGUUUGUUUUCAGUCGUGCUUUCUUCAUUUUUCUCCUGUGCUGUUUUCAGGUUUUUUGUGUUUUUGCCCUGUUACAGUCAUGCCAUGUGCUCAUUAGCCUAUCUGCAGCUGUCAUCAUUUUGGUUAAGGAUCCUUAAUGUAUUUGAGGCUAUGUCCAAAUUCUCUCCCUAAUCCAUAACUACAAAAAAAAAACUACAUGAUGCAGGGCUAUUUAGUGCUCUGGGUUUUAAAAGCAAUUCGGACACCAUGUUCACUACUAGUUUUUUUUAACGGCAAAUAUGAUGUCACUGAUUUCCCAACAUAAAAACCAAAUAAAUACAAACAUUUUACAAAGACUAGUUAUGAAUCCUCUGCGUCCUAAUGAUGAAAACAUGGAUGGUUUAAUUGAGAUUUUGUUUUUACAACAAUUGUUAAACUGUAAUGCAUGGUGGGUUAUAUCUGUCAGUCUGGAGAGCAUCAAUGCAAAAAUUUUGCAGAGACUUCUGAGAAAUUUCUUGGGCACUCGAUUUUGGAAUUAGUGGCUAUGUCCAAAUUUCAAAGGUUGCAAAGGCUGCAAGGCUUCAAUUUGGACACAGCGGGAGAUUCGGAUGGCACUGCAAAAUAGCGAACGCCCUAUAUAGAGCACUAUGUCGAGAGUAAUGAAGGAAUUUGGACACAACCUAAGAGGGUUUUUUUUUUUUAAAUUCAGCGUCUCAGUGAGUGUUAAUGGUUUUGUCAAGUUUAUUAGAGUUUCUAAAUCUCUGCCAGUAAGUAUACUCCUGCAUUUUGUGUUCUACACCAUCAGUUCCUGACCAUUACUGUUUUUAUUUAAUUCAGUUCUCUGAAAUAUGUCCUGCAACACUACAUUGAUUUAAUAUUUAAUUGUUGUUUUACAACUUUUGCUCACCUGUCCUUAAUUCUUCUAUCUUGUCUUUACAUAACAGUAAGGUGUAGGAGUUCUUUUUUCUUUCUGUUCUUCAUAGACUGUCUGACUCAGCUCAGCUGGUGUGCAGCCUCUCUCAAAAGUACCAACUACUGUGACGCAUUCAAAGACAACAGGAAACUUUGUAUUUGAGCGUUUUCUUAAACAUGAAGCAAUGAUGCAUUUGAUGUGUACUGAAUUGCUAUAAGAAUAAAUCUGACUGCUAUCUGCGUCCACCAUAGACCAAUCCCCUCAAAUAAAAUGAUUUAAUGCUACAUUCGUUAAGAUUCUAGGUUGACCCUUAUAGGUAGAAGAUAAUUGGGGUAAUAUGUUAUUUUAUUUAUGGGGCGUUUUACUGUCCAGGGUUAAGCUGUGUGUCGGAUUGUAUUAAUAUUGAGACAUUUACGACUGAGCGGAGGGUCCGUGAAGGCAGCGCUGCAGCCGCCAGAGGAGAAGCUGCAGCCUGACGAUGGUCGGCUGCGGAGACGGAUGGUCAGGGCCGUCCCCGUGUGUCCUCAACAUGCAAGUGUAACACCGCGUUCCCCCCUGGUCCUGCUGCAGAGCCAGGCUGCGCACCUUUUUUUUUUUUUUUUUUUUUAGUUUUUUUUUGUCCUCCUAAAUGAUGGACGACGACUGUGUUUGUGAAUACGACUCGACCUGGGACACAGAGAGUGAUGGAGACGACCCGGCCGGAGAGAGCCAGACCCGACGGUCAAACCAAGACAAAAACAAAUCUGCGUGGGCUAUAUGGCAUCACACCCCCAGAAAUAUGAGGGCAGCAAGGGACAUGCAGAACUACAGGAGAGGCUACCCUAAUCUGACGGAUGAUGAGUGCUCGGAGGACAAAAUGAAUAACUUGCAGUUUUAUCUCAAUAAGUUUCCCUCUGCUCCUGAUGACAUCUACAUUGACUCAUUCCUCAAAGAAUGGAGGAAUGACUACAAGCGACUGGAGAGGGUUCACUCCUACAUUCAGUGGUUGUUUCCACUCCGAGAACCAGGUGUGAAUUACAUGGCUUCAGAACUCACCAAAAAGGAGAUUGAGGAGUUUAGGAAGAAUGAGGUCGCCAAAAGGAGACUAGUGGAGUCUUAUGAGCUCAUGCUGGGCUUCUACGGCAUCCGUUUAGUUAACAAGGAGACUGGGGAGGUGAAACGUGCCGAAAACUGGAAGGAGCGCUUUGGGAACUUGGAGAGGAACAUGCACAACAACCUACGGAUCACUCGCAUCCUGAAAAGCCUGGGGGAGCUGGGCUUCGAGCACUACCAGGCCCCGCUGGUGCGCUUCUUCCUGGAGGAAACUCUGGUCAAGAAGACCCUCAGCAGCGUGAAGCGCAGCGUCCUCGACUACUUUUUGUUCGCCGUGCUUGACAAACAGAAGCGCCAGGAGCUCGUGCGCUACGCUUACCUCCACUUUGAACCAAAGGACAAGUUUGUGUGGUGUCCCAGAAAAAUCCAAAAACAACUUAGGAAAGCGGAGAAAAGGCUGGAGGCCGUUGGAAACGGAGACGGAAAGGAGGAGGUCCUUUCACGGGGUAAAAACAAAGAUGGAGACACAGGUGUACAGCAGAAAGAGGAGGGAGGGGAUAACAAGCCUCCAAAAGGAAGCGAUAAAAGUAAAGACAGGAGCAAACAGUCUGAGGCCUCAGCAGAGACCGAGCCAGUCGGAAACGGGAACGUUUCGAUUGAAUCCGAAAGUGAAUUAAGAAACGGAAACGACUCUUCUGAUGAUGUUCAUGAAAUGGAUCAGUCAGCCAGUCCUGACGUCGGGACAGCCCAGGUGGACCCCGGCGCGCAGAGACGCGCCACACAACAGGCCGACAGUAUGCAAACAGACGCCGACAUGGAAACGGAAAAAACCCCGAAAAAGAAAAAAGAAGACACGGUCCAGGCCAACAGCAUCAGCACUGCAGAGGACAGUCCCCAGAUGGAGGAAAAGGCAGUUUGUGUCACAGGUCAAACGAGUCCAUCUUUACAGACUCAAUCUAAAAGUUCCAAACACUCCCCUUCCCUCUCCUCCGAAAGGGAGGGGAAAAUCCCGCGAACUGAUUUCAGCCAGGCGCCGGUUAAGACGGAAGAGGAGGAGCCAUCACCAGGAAGUCCGUCAGAGACUAACCGGAUGAAAGGCAAGCAAAGCGUGGAAGAGAAAAGCAUCAGUGAGUCAGAGGAUGUGGAGAUGGAGUCCAACCAUUCAAGCUCAGAUCAAAAAGUGGAGAGUUCAUGACCACACAGGGCAAGCACUGGUGGAUAAAGGUUACACGGGGACAAAGUCAAUUCAAGGCCUUAUUUCUACUGUUCUUUAUGCUAAGAAAUGGAUCAUUUUCACUUUAAAGAAGGGAAAGACAGAAGUUAUUUGUUUGCCAAAUAUGAAAGGUACUUGAUGUUCAUCUUUUAGUUGCUUGAAAUUAGAUUUUUUUUUUACAUGAAACAAUUCUAAAAACAGACCAAAAAUAGACUUUAAAAUCUGAGACUUUUUUCUUUCCUGCCAUUUGAGCCGUUGUAUACUUGCUGAACAAUAUUUAACUAAAAGACUUGAUCUUAUAGUCAAGGAGGUCAUUGUUUAGUUAAAAUGACAUAUUUCCGUUAUUACCUUGAGUCUGGUUGGUUUUGUGAGGUUACGUGUGGAGUUGACUCUAAUAAGCUGCCGCUGUGGAUCAGAGGGCUCACAAACUGACUUCAGUCAUUGCUGCUUUUGUGUUUUUUAUGUUUUAAAAAAAGGUAAAUUAACUUAUUUUUUGAAAUAGGAGUGACAAAGAUUAAAAAGACAUGUUUACUAUUUCCACAGAACACAUGAAGCAUUUUGAAGAAUGCAUAUCAGUUGAAGGUUUCAGCCUUUGAAAGUCACUGGCAUUUAAGAUGUUUUAGCACUGAUCUCGUCCUCGUUUCCAUGUGAGCAGAGCUUCAUGCUGGUUUCUGUUCCUCCUUCAAUCCUGCUGUUCCACUAGAACCAAGGCGGGAUUCGGUUGAAAUUCGACGUGUAUUGCACAGUCUGCAUGUUGCCAGGCAGAUUCAGGAAACGGACAAGUGGGGGGAAAAACUGGAAGCCUCGCCAAAAAUGUGAAAAAACUGGUGAUUGUAAAAUGUGUUUGUUUUUCCCAAAAAAUCUUCAUUUACAGUCUGUGAAAGUGUUCAAACUGUAAAGAUGAUUGAUCUCUUUUGGGUUGUUUCUUUUUUGUUUUUGUAUUUGCACUUGAUUUCCUCUGUUUACUGUUAAAGUUACUGUAUUUACCUGAUAAGAUGCUACUUACUUUAUACAAGUUGUAAUGUUUUUCCUGCUACCUACCUGGCUGUUACGGAGCAAAAUAAAGUCAUCAUAUUUUCUGA
Messenger RNA from Oryzias latipes (Japanese medaka), 4585 nucleotides. It is a transcript of the gene ogfr, whose product is annotated as opioid growth factor receptor. NCBI's taxonomy places the organism in Eukaryota, Metazoa, Chordata, Actinopteri, Beloniformes, Adrianichthyidae. Gene Ontology annotation, cellular component: membrane. The record is from RefSeq and is a predicted model, not a curated record. Gene Ontology annotation, molecular function: opioid growth factor receptor activity.